CCUGCGCCGAGGCGGAGCGCAUCGAGGAGCUGGAGCCCGAGCCCGAGCCUGAGGAGCCGCUGCCCAUGGCCCCCGAGGACGGAAAGAGAGCAGGAUGGAGCUCUUCUACUCUAACCCGUACUAGGGCAGCAUCCCUGAUGGCCCUCACUCAGCCUCCUCUUAAAAACUUCCAGUAAAGACGGGACCUCACUACUUCCCAAGAUUUAGGAAUCCUGCCUGGAUUCCUGACUCUUCUCCUCUGUGGGCGAGAGAAGCGACUGCCUUGUCAUCAAAUUACAUGAAGCACCCACCUGCCAGGCAGACCGUGGAGCUCGCUGGAUCAGCUCCCGGGGGACUCAUCACCCCAUUCCUGCCCCUGGCUCGGCCCGCUAAUGAUGCUCAGCCGGGAAGUUCCCAGCCUCCCCAACCCUGCUCAUCUAGGCCAGUUCGACCCUGGGAACACCGGCUACAUCAGCACAGGCAAGUUCCGGAGCCUCCUAGAAAGCCACGGGUCCGAGCUGGACCCACAUAAGAGGGAGGUGCUCCUAGCCCUUGCCGACAGCCAUUCGGAUGGACACAUCUGCUACCAGGAUUUCGUCAACCUGAUGAGCAACAAACGGUCCAACAGCUUUCGCCAGGCCAUCCUACAAGGUAACCGGCGGCUGUGCAGCAAGGCACUGCUGGAGGAAAAAGGACUGAGUCUCUCCCAGCGGCUGAUCCGCCAUGUUGCCUAUGAGACCCUACCUCGUGAAAUUGAUCGCAAGUGGUACUAUGACAGCUACACCUGCUGCCCCCCGCCUUGGUUUAUGAUCGCCAUCACUCUCCUGGAGAUCGCCUUUUUUCUCUACAACGGGGUGGCCUUGGAUCAGUUUGUGCUGCAGGUCACCCACCCCCACUACCUGAAGAAUGCUUUAGUUUAUCACCCCCAGCUCCGUGCCCAGGCCUGGCGUUAUCUGACCUACAUCUUCAUGCAUGCAGGGAUAGAACACCUAGGUCUCAACGUGGUCCUGCAGCUCCUGGUGGGUGUCCCCUUGGAGAUGGUGCACGGAGCUGCCCGCAUUGGCUUUGUCUAUGUGGCCGGCGUUGUGGCAGGUUCUUUGGCAGUGUCUGUGGCUGACAUGACAGCCCCGGUCGUUGGCUCCUCCGGAGGGGUCUAUGCACUUGUCUCUGCCCACCUGGCCAACAUUGUGAUGAACUGGUCAGGAAUGGAGUGUCAGUUCAAGUUGCUGAGGAUGGCCGUGGCCUUAAUUUGUAUGAGCAUGGAGUUUGGCAGGGCCGUCUGGCUGCGCUUCCACCCAUCGGCAUACCCUCCGUGCCCACAUCCUAGCUUCGUGGCGCACCUGGGCGGUGUGGCGGUGGGCAUCACGCUGGGAGUGGUGGUCCUGAGGAACUAUGAGCAGAGGCUCCAGGACCAGUCCCUGUGGUGGAUCUUCGUGGCCAUGUAUGCAGUCUUUGUGUUGUUUGCGGUCUUCUGGAAUAUCUUUGCCUAUGGCUUAUUGGACCUCCGGCUGCCCCCUCCUCCAUGAAGAGCCCCUUUAGGUGGAGGCAGAGAAGCUGAUGGAGAUCAAACUCUGGAGCAUUUUACUUUCCAUUUAUUUUUCAUCGACAGCUUGGUUUAGAGAGUGAAGGAAGAAAUGAGAUGGCUAGCCGAAGACAUUCACUCAAAGGCCAUUAUAAAGAUGAAGAAAGUUAGGUCUUUCCAGAACAAGCCUGGGGGUGGGCAUUCUGGGUGCUACCGGGUGGCCUGGGCUUGUUCCAGGUUAAUUCACGUCCUCCCUAACUUAAAACUGAGCAGUGCCCCCCUCUCCUCCAAAGUGGGAUCCGGAAUGAUGAGCAGGGGUCUGGCUCUUGAAAUGACAUAGCUGGCUCAGUGCUUAGUGCUGCUAAAACCUGGAGGGGACAGCAAGAGAAGGACAUUUCCUCUGUAAAGCAGCUGGACCAGGGGCGAAUGAAGAGUCAGUACAAGAGGCCUUCCGCUUUCCCACAGUGGACUUGCAGUCAGGAAGACCUGGAUUCUAACCCUGCCUUGCAUAUAUAUUAUGUGACCCUGA
This is a messenger RNA of Sarcophilus harrisii (Tasmanian devil), 2030 nucleotides long. RefSeq names its product rhomboid like 3 (gene RHBDL3). The coding region runs from base 372 to 1505 and encodes 377 amino acids. The transcript has 10 exons. NCBI's taxonomy places the organism in Eukaryota, Metazoa, Chordata, Mammalia, Dasyuromorphia, Dasyuridae. The record is from RefSeq and is a predicted model, not a curated record. Gene Ontology annotation, cellular component: membrane. Gene Ontology annotation, molecular function: calcium ion binding; serine-type endopeptidase activity.